AUGGGUGUUCAAGUGAUUUCGUCGUACGACCAGUUCAAGGAGGUGAUCAACAGCGACAAGGUUGUUGUUAUCGACUUCUGGGCCACCUGGUGCGGUCCGUGCAAGAUGAUCAGCCCGAUCUUCGAGAAGAUCUCGGAGACCGUGAGCGACAAGGUCGGCUUCUACAAGGUCGACGUCGAUGACCAGGCCCAGAUUGCGCAGGAGGUGGGCAUCCGUGCCAUGCCGACCUUUGCGUUCUUCAAGGACGGCAAGAAGAUCGAGACGGUGGUCGGUGCUGACCCCUCGAAGCUCCAGGCUGCGAUUACGAAGCUGGCCGCUUAA
Molecule: messenger RNA, 321 nt
Organism: Malassezia pachydermatis
Lineage: Eukaryota; Fungi; Basidiomycota; Malasseziomycetes; Malasseziales; Malasseziaceae
Product: thioredoxin
Exons: 1
Coding region: 1-321 (106 amino acids)
Molecular function (GO): protein-disulfide reductase activity
Source: RefSeq, a predicted model, not a curated record